Molecule: messenger RNA, 828 nt
Organism: Symbiodinium sp. CCMP2456
Lineage: Eukaryota; Dinophyceae; Suessiales; Symbiodiniaceae
Source: the annotation of a GenBank genome assembly
AUGGAUCCUGUCCGCAACCAGCAAAGGACUGGUGCAACGGGCGUCGCAUCUUCCAGCAGAGCAUAUCCGGUUGCUUCGUGGAGUUCUUUUUCGUCCACUGCUUCACCGGUGGGAAGCUUGUCGCAGACGCCUGUGCAAGUGGAGCACCGGCCAGGAGGCUCAGUCGUUGGAUGGCCGGCGACUACCCAGGCAGCAAGGCUCGCAUUCACGCCGCCGCAACCCAGAAGCUUUCCAUGGCCUUGCGUGAUGUCUCCCGUCGCACUCGCAAAUGGAAGGCUCUUGGUGCAUACGCCGCCUUCCUCAAGCACUGGUGAUGCAGACUCUCCGAAUCCUGGCUGCUUAACCCCGAGUCGACAGGUGGUCUGCACUGUGGCUCGUCAGACCACCCCUGCACCGCCAAGCACCAUGAGUUUCACAGCUGCUCGAGGUCUCAUUGCAACGCAGGCCGUACCUGGCAUCACUAUGUCGGUCAGCAAUCUAAGCAGCCAAGGCACAGGAUCCUCGAAGAACAGGAUAGACGAGGUGCCUGCAGUUUCAUCAAAUUGGCACAGGUCUCCUGGGAGCCCAGCUACACCUAGCGCGCACAGCCCAGUCGCUCAGGCUGGAAUGGCCUCUGAAAGCACAGGCGGCCAGCUGUGGGAAACAUCCAAAAAGGUUUCGGAGAGCCAGGAAAAGUCGACAAAGCGUGCUCCGAGGCCAUCCCCCCUCAGUUCGCACAACCAGCAAAACUGUGACUUGGCUGAACUGGAUUUCGACAACGGGGAGGCCAAGAGCUUGCGACCUCACUUGUACUACAACUACCCAACCCGCGGUAUUUACAGCGGCUGA